Messenger RNA from Amoebophrya sp. A120, 1450 nucleotides. The record is from the annotation of a GenBank genome assembly. Lineage: Eukaryota; Dinophyceae; Syndiniales; Amoebophryaceae.
AUGACCCAUCCUUCAAGAAGGAGAUGGUCGGCGAUGAGGCGGUGCUCAAACCCACGUACAAGAAAAUGCAGCUGCGUCUGCAUUAUGGAUUGCAAAAAUGUCUGGGUCUGGAAGAUUGUAGACUUGUCAUGCAGAUUUUCCAUGACCCAUGAGGUCUGGAAUGCGGGACUUAGCAUGACAGACUGUGCGAGGUCUCUGCCAUGCCUAUUCUGAAUGAGAAACUCCGUUCCAACUUGGUCAAUAGUGGACAGCUUUUGGCAUUCAUGCAACGCAGAUUUUUGCAUGUCCGCGUCCCUUUAGCAGUAUGGCGGGUAGCGAAGGUUCAGAUUUACCAUGACAAGUUGCAAUCUUCCAGACCCAGACACUUUUGCAAUCCAUAUGCAUCCGGACAAGAAUCCGCCGGCUACUCGAAAGAAAGCGACGCAGUUGUUUCAGCAGCUUGCGCCGUUUUACAAAGCAGCCCUGGAGGCCGGCGACCAGCCGCCGCGGAAGAAACCCCGUACUACGGCUAAGCAGUCGGGCGGGACGUCAAAGUUUCCUGCGGCCUUCGACAGUUUCAGCCAGUGGCCGUUUUUGUUCGGGUCCGAUCUUUUCCAACUUCCCAGCAUUGAACAGCAUCGAGAUGAGAGCACAAAUUGUCGCCGGGCAGGCCCUGAACCGCUCGCAGCUCUUUCGCUUGCGCGAUAUGUAUGGGCAGAUUACCGUCGUGCAAACACCCAGUGCGGAUUUCAUCAAGGCGGAGGUGAUGAAGAGCGGACCGGUGGUCAGCCUGUCCUUCCAACGCCCCGGCGGUCGGGACACAGAAGCGGUUUUGGUAGUGGGCUGGACCGACGACCACUGGGUCAUCGUGCCCUAUGGGAGCCAGGACGCCAUUGCCGUCGGCAUGAACAAGUACGGCAUCGAAAACGUGGUCACGUUCGUGCACGCAGACAAGCUGCAGAACAUGGCGUGGUGGCCCCGUCCGUACUACGAGAUUCCUUUCCACUCCAAGAACAUCGUCCCAGGAGGUGCGGACUGGAGUUGUAUCCGCAUCACCUUCGAAACCGCAUUUCAUUUCGAGGACUUCGCGGCCAAGAUGGAGCAGGCUGCGAAUGAUGUCGGCACCACUGGCCUGCUCAACGGAGCCGACAAAGGAGCCGCAAUCGAGGUCUAUUACCCCAACAUGCGCAGCACGUCGUGGACGUAUCAACUGGGCAAUGUGACCUACCAGCAUGGGAAAUGGGUAGCGGAGCUGAUCACCCCGGAGCUCGCGGCCGGAUCCGGAAGUGACGAUUCGGAAAACUGGGGUAGCGACGCGGAAAACUGGGGCAACAGUUCGGAAAGCUGGGGAGACAGCGCGCAAAACUGGGGCAACGGCGCGGAAAACUGGGGCAACCGUGCAGAAAACAAAAACUCCUGGGGCAAUAGCGCGGAAAACGGCUGGGGUUUCGACGCGGGAGGAUUCUACUGA